AUGUUUCGAUCCCUCCGAGCAGCAGAAGAUGCUGCGAUCGAGGGAGCGACAACUGAAUGGGAUACGCAAACCUGUGAGCUGAUGAAAGACGAUUUGUUACCUGUAAGAUCUGCUGCACCUGCAGGCAACCUGACCUUGGCUUUUCCUCGACCAGGGCCCGCACUGACCCUAAAAAAGAGUAGCCCGAUUCCCCACAACGCCAACAACGCAGAGGUCGCGUCAACCAACGCGGUAUUGGAUUUCAGCUCGGGUUUUGCUUCUGCUCCCCAACUAGCUUACGUCGAACACGUCCAAGAAAAACCAGAAGUCGAAGGUGAAAGUCGACGCAUCGAGAUUCGGGAUGUGCAGGGCAACGGAAACGAGAACGAUAACCUUGAUAUCGGCCAAUCAGAAGAGUUAGACGCACUAGCACGACCACCGUCUGCGAAUGCAAUCCUACCACCACCGCCGCCGCUGCCGCUGCCGCGUUCGAAGUAUCGAGUACGACGCGACAGCAAGUUGGUCUCGCCGCCACUUCUACCUGAAGGUCAAUUGGCUGGACUGAACCAGGAGAAGCUGAGACCCAAGCAGGCCAAGAUGGACGAUUCGACGCAAAAAUCCUCGAUGUCACUGACGCAAGAGAAUCCAGACUGGGUUAACGACCAUUACCGGAUACAAGAGAAUCUCUUGGAGGAAUGCCCAUCUACUGCAACACCAGAUGAGGAUCCUCCGGCGCCUGCUCCGGGACCUUACGACAUAGCUAAGCAUACCACGCGAACGCAAUCCACGGCCUACACCUAUGAGGAGAACGAUACGGGUCAUAUCACGCUAAACUUCAACCCGGAAUCCGAAGUGGCAGAUGAAGGGGCCGAUGAGGACGAGGAGGAACCAUCUCAGGAUGCGUCCUAUGCCGUAGCACCCCCCAUACAAUACAGCAGCCAUUCCCUCGAACCCAAGACGCCAGCCCCGCCAGUCAACCCUUUCCUACAAAGGGGCAGCGUUAUGAAGGGGUUCGAACUGUUUGGAGCCACUCAGCCGUCCUCUUUCGGUCGAAAUAUGACCAGUCCUAGCUCUUCUCGCCCCUCACCUACCGUGUACAAUGACUUUAGCUCUCCUGCCAAACUACAGACCUUUGUUCCUUCGUCGCCUUCAAGAAGGAGACUUGAUCCCGAACUCCCAGAUCUGGAAUCCGAGGCUAACGAUGCGACAUCCCUUCAAUCAUCUGUACGGAACAUGCUGAGUAGGUCUCUUUCAGCAAGUAAUAAUACUCGAACUACACAGUCAUUCGACGCGGGAUUACGAAGACAACCGCAGAAACCUGAACCGAGGGCGUACAUUUCGAUGAAGGAGAGUCAGGAGAAGAGGCAGAGAAGGCAGCAAAAGAUAAUUGUCUCGGAGAGUGAGGACGAUUCCGACGAAGAGAUACAGAACCGAGUUCUACAGAAGAAGCGUGAUCUCAGGGUACAAAAGGAGCUUGCUAUGGUGGGAGUUAGCAGAAAGAGGAUGCCGUCGUCUCUUCCACGAUCCUCGGUCCCUCGGUCUUCUAGCACGCCGGCGAUCGAAGUACCUUCUACUGGACGGAGACGCAGCGUUCAAGAAGAAUCUCCUGCGCAGUGUACCGGGCACGACGCGCGGGAUACUCAACAGGACGAUAUCAUUGCUGAUUCUCAGGUGAACAAUAAUUUGGCUUCCUCGCCUACCCACCAAUCCACACCGAAAGCUAUGGAACUCCCCAAGCUACCUCGGCCAGAAGAGGAGCCGGUGACCACGGCCGCCGACGUCAAUGAGGAAGAAACAGAGGAUGAGGACGAGAAUCGAGACGGAAAUGCGGAUGGGAUCACCAACUCGUCAACGGGACCUCCAGAAAACAAGCUUUUGCCGGAUAUGUCGUCGAAUUCUGUCGCAGAGCCUAGUGCACCCGAACCCAGUCUACCACCACAGGGACUCUCUUCAAAUCAGAUCAAUCUACAAACACCUACUAGAGGAUACUCAGACACAGUCCCAGAAACCUCGCCCGUUGAGGAACGACUUCGGCCGAUGGGCGAAAUCGCGAAUGUCUCCUUUGAUCGCCAAGAUUCUGCAAUGGACCAUCUACCGGGAUUCACACCAGACGCCGAUUUUGAUGCUGCCAUGAAAGCUCGGACGUCUCCCAAACCACCCCCGUCAAGAAGAUCGAGUCUCAGAAGACAAGCCUCUUCAAAUGUGUCCAAGAACUUGCGCAGUCCCGUCACCAAUGGAGCCCUGUCGAAUGUGAGUUCUUCCGCGCUCUCCAGCCUUCCCAGCAGCCCAGCAGAUCCGACGAAACACGUAGAGACUACCAUGCAGGAAGGCUUGGCAGGACAAGACCAACCCGGAAAUCCAGAAACCGGACAGAAGGGUCACAGAGAUACAGAACUCCCCACUGAAAAUCAAUCCGCUACUGCUGGACGAGAAUCGACCAACAUGGAGCAAGCUCUCCAGACGGUCCGUGAUGGCCUAGUCGAAGAUGAUCCGAAGAGAUCACAACAACCUGAAGUCGCUGUUGAUCAGGAGGAAGCUGCCGCAGGCCUGCCAGUCCAAGAGCAGAUCGUCGGUGAAGAAGUGGAACCUGUAAAGGCUCUCAGUGCAGUUGCCCCAGAGGCACCACUACCGGAAAAUUCAAUCGCAGACACUUCAGUCGCAGAUUCAGAGGCGGCACUUCAGACCAUUUCUCCUGCACCCAAGAAGGGGCUGAAGACUUACAGCAAGGCCAGAGCAACUCGAGGCUCAAGACCUUCAGAUGUCGCUGUUGCUGCGGCCCCUACCACCUCUACGCAUCGUACCUCGUCUCGUGUAACAAAAGCCACGCCAAAAGUCCAAGUUGCGGGUGCGACAGCGACUCCGAUAUCGACACCGCGAGUAACACCCCGUACGACACCUAGUACGGAAGCUGCAAUGACUUCUGCUGGCUCGUCAACGAGGAAUUCCGCCGCCAGUUCUAUCGCGAAGCCCCCCGUUCCCUCUACCAUUGCCAUUGGCUCCACGGCGGUACCUCCUCCGCAGAAACGCACCGCAAAGCGAAAGUCAAGUACCACGGUCGUGGAAGAGCCUGUUCUGCCAACUCGGUCCUCAAAGCGGCAAUCAACAGCGAACCUGAAGGAAUGCAGCCCUGAUCCCCUUGCUCUUUCCUCUCCCCUCACUGCAGCAAGAAGGACCGCUCCGGGCUUGUUUAACAACAUGACGUUCGCAGUCUCUUACGUUGGCCACGAACGCGAGAAGAAUGAAGCCACGAAGCUAAUAUUCGAUAACGGUGGACGUAUUCUCCCCGAUGGUUUCGACAGUCUAUUUGAGACGCCAAAGUUGGGUGCCAGCCAUGAUACCGAUAUGAUACUGUCACAUUCGGCAAAGUCUGCUGGCUUUGUGGCGUUGAUCGCGGAUGAGCACUCGCGAAAAGCCAAAUACAUGCAAGCCCUUGCAUUAGGAUUGCCGUGCAUAUCUGGCCAUUGGAUAACAGCUUGCGUCACCAAAUCCUCCAUCAUUGAUUGGUCACCAUAUCUGCUUUGUGCCGGUCAGUCCUCGAUUCUCGGAAAUGCACACAAAAGCCGGGUCCUCCAGCCAUAUCCUGCUGCAGAUGCCUUGUUAAAGGAUGUAUUCUCCAAGCGAGGAAAGCUGCUCGAAGGCAAGUCUGUUCUCCUCGUUACUGGUAGAGGAAAGCAGGAGAAGAGAAAGGCGUACUCUUUUCUGGCUCGUGCUUUAGGGCCAGCACGCAUCGGCCAAGCUGCGGAUUAUCAAGAGGCGCGGAAGAGGUUGUCAGAAGGCCAGGAAGGAAAAGAGCACGCGUGGGAUAUGCUGUAUGUUGAUACCCACGAGCAAGCGGCGGAGGCGGCUGUCUUUGGCACCUCUACAGUCUCCAGCAGCGCCUCGAAGAAGAGAAAGCGAGGACCUACGCAAGCAGUAGACGACUCUCCGGCACCGAAGAAGAUCAGAAUCAUUUCCGAUGAAACGAUGAUCCAGAGUUUGAUUCUGGGGCAAUUGCUUGAUGAUUGA
Molecule: messenger RNA, 3984 nt
Organism: Drepanopeziza brunnea f. sp. 'multigermtubi' MB_m1
Lineage: Eukaryota; Fungi; Ascomycota; Leotiomycetes; Helotiales; Drepanopezizaceae
Source: RefSeq, a predicted model, not a curated record